Molecule: messenger RNA, 1851 nt
Organism: Lutra lutra (Eurasian river otter)
Lineage: Eukaryota; Metazoa; Chordata; Mammalia; Carnivora; Mustelidae
Gene: PRSS8
Product: serine protease 8
Exons: 6
Coding region: 302-1315 (337 amino acids)
Biological process (GO): proteolysis; positive regulation of sodium ion transport
Molecular function (GO): sodium channel regulator activity; serine-type endopeptidase activity
Source: RefSeq, a predicted model, not a curated record
GGCUAGGGGAGGGGCAGGCAGGUAGGUGCCUUUCCCCAGGGAUCCGCGCUCUGGAAGGUCUCUACUAGCCAGGCCCCGCUGGAGACGUGUCCACUAGGCGGGCUGUGCAGACCCCAGCGUCUCCCUUUGUGCCUUAUCCCUGACUUGGAAGCUAGCCUUGGACGUCUCUUCCCCCUUCGCAGCUCGGAUUCCAAGAUCCCUUCCCUCUGGGGCCGAUACCUGGAACUUGUCUUUGAAACCAGCCCUAGGUACCUUCCCUUCGGUGCCUGGUGUCUCUCCCCAGGGGCCCUGGUCCUGGGCCAUGGCCCACAGGGCAGGCCUGGGGCCUGGGUGGCUGGGGGCUGUGGCCAUUCUGCUUUUUCUUGGAUUAUUCCAGUCCGGACUUGGGGCUGAUGGGGAUGAAGCUUCCUGCGGUGUGACCUUCCAAGCACGCAUCACUGGUGGUAGUGGCGCAGCCGCCGGCCAGUGGCCCUGGCAGGUCAGCAUUACCUACGAUGGCACCCACGUGUGUGGCGGUUCUCUCGUGUCUGAGCAGUGGGUGCUCUCCGCCGCUCACUGCUUCCCAAGGGAGCACCUCAGGGAAGACUAUGAAGUAAAGCUGGGGGCCCACCAGCUGGACUCCUACAGCUCUGAGGCCGAGGUCCGCACCGUGGCCCAGGUCAUCUCCCACUCCAGCUACCGCCAGGAGGGCUCCCAGGGUGACAUCGCACUCCUCCGGCUCAAUAGGCCUGUCACCUUCUCCCGCCAUAUCCGGCCCAUCUGCCUCCCUGCGGCCAACGCCUCCUUCCCCAAUGGCCUCCAGUGCACUGUCACUGGAUGGGGCCACGUGGCACCCUCAGUGAGCCUCCUGGCGCCCCGGCAGCUACAGCAACUUGAGGUGCCACUGAUCAGCCGUGAGACGUGUAAGUGUCUAUACAACAUUGGCGCCAAGCCCGAGGAGCCCCACAGCAUCCAGCAGGACAUGGUGUGUGCUGGCUACGUGAAGGGGGGCAAAGAUGCCUGCCAGGGAGACUCUGGGGGCCCACUCUCCUGCCCUGUGGGGGGCCUCUGGUACCUGGCAGGCAUCGUAAGCUGGGGGGAUGCCUGUGGGGCCCCCAACAGGCCUGGUGUGUACACUCUGACCUCCAGCUAUGCCUCCUGGAUUCACUAUCACGUGACAGAGCUCCAGCCUCAUGUGGUGCCCCAUGUGGAGGAAUCCCAGCCUGACGGCCAUCUCUGUGUCAACCAUCAGGCCUUCAGCUCAGCCCCAGUCCGGGGCUUAUUGGGGCUCAUCCUUCUGCUGCCAUUAGGCCUGACCCUGGGCCUCAUCUGCUAAGCGGGUCAUCCUGGAGCUGACCCUGCUUCCUGGACUUCCACACUGUACCCGAGGACAGACACCUGGCCCGGGAAUGGACCUGGCCCUUUCCUUACAUCUUCUGGGCCUGGGGACUGGCUGGAGCCACUCCUUCCUCCCCGGACCUGCAGGAGCCCCCUCUUCUGGGUCUGUUCUUUGGGACUACAACCCACAGUCAGGUGGUUUCCCACCUGUGGUAUUGGCUAGAACCUCUGUCCACCUUCACCUGCUGGUUGGACUCCUAUGGAGCCCCUGAGGACCCUUAAUGAUGAAAAUGAGCCCUGAUUCCCCGCUUUGUUUCCAGAAGACGGGGCACCUGCCUAGCCAGUUGCUGCCGGAGGGCCGGCUCCAGCACCCAGAGCACUCCAUCUGCCUGACGAGCCCCGUCACUUCCCCCUCUUGUCUCCUGAGCUGGGGGUGCCUCUGGGCGGCAUGUUCUCAAGAACAAAAAAGGCCCUAAUCUUGCCCCAUCGGCUGCCAUGCCCUCCUUGAACCUCGACUUCUAGACUCCGGAGGAC